Messenger RNA from Drosophila mauritiana, 1171 nucleotides. Its product is annotated as 5,10-methylenetetrahydrofolate reductase. Gene Ontology annotation, cellular component: cytosol. The transcript has 3 exons. Gene Ontology annotation, biological process: tetrahydrofolate interconversion. The coding region runs from base 84 to 1133 and encodes 349 amino acids. NCBI's taxonomy places the organism in Eukaryota, Metazoa, Arthropoda, Insecta, Diptera, Drosophilidae. Gene Ontology annotation, molecular function: methylenetetrahydrofolate reductase [NAD(P)H] activity; FAD binding. The record is from RefSeq and is a predicted model, not a curated record.
UUAUCGUUGAUAACCCGCCUGGCAAAUGACAACAGCCGGCAGUUUUAGUUGAUCUGCCGUUGAGCGAGCGAGGUUCCAAAUCGAUGCAUGCGAUUCAAGUGCCCGCCGGAGGUUCGUCGCCUGCUGCUGCCUCCUACAUUCCCUGCGUGACCUUUGCCCCCGAUCAAAAUGAAACCUCAGUGACGGAGCAGCGGAUAGGAACGCUCGUGGCCGAGCGGACAGCCCAGCGACGCCUCUUCUACGGCAUCGAGGUGAUGGCCAGCGAUCCGAGUGGCCGGCCAACCUGCCUGGACUUCAAUCACUUCCUGCCGCUCCUGCCCACCUUCGUGAGCGUCGUCUGGCUGAGUCAGCGGUACUGGGACGUGCAGCCAGUGGGUCAGGUGGAGAGCCUUCAUCUGGCCCACCACCUAGCCACCCGCAUUCCUGUGCUGCCCCAUGUGUCCGCCUAUCGAAUGAGUCGGCAGCGACUGGAUCAGAUUUUGGCCCUCAACUUUAGCAGUCUUUUGGCCGUUCGAGGAGAUCAAGUUCACGAGGAUCAGGAUUUCUCGAUUAGCUACCCCAUGGUGGAGCACUCCAGACGGCAGAGAGGUGAAACUAUAUCAGUCUGUGUGGGUGGAUAUCCAGAGGGAUACACUAGUUUAGGCGACAUACCACAAAAUUCAGCUAAGAACAUGGAGUUUCUAAAAGCAAAGAUUGAUGCAGGAGCAGAUUGCAUUAUCACGCAAAUAUGCUACCGUCCCGAGGUCAUAGUGCAAUUUGUGAAGGACUGUCGAGCAGCUGGAAUCGCGGUGCCCAUUGUUGUGGGACUGAUGUCGCAUGAAUCCUUUCGCUCCUACUCAAUGAUCGAGCAAAUAGCCGGCGUCCAUCUGCCAGAUGAUUUGCGAGAGCAACUCGAUCAUCUGCAUAGUGCCCAUAUGAUGGAUAUGAAGUCUGACCAGGAUCUGAUAAGAAGGUUCUUUGUUAGCCUCACAGUCCGAACGGUUCGUCAUGUUUUGGAUGCCGAUGUGGGGAUUUGGGGCUUCCACUUCUUCACACUCAACCGCUUUAAGUCCGUCCAGGCUGUGCUGCAAGAACUUCGAGAUCUGGAUUUGUUAAAGGAUGCUGAAAAGGAUACGAAAGGCUACGAAAAGUGAUAAUUUGUCAGAAGCUAAUAAAAUUAAUUUGCAAAAUA